AUGGAGCAAGAGGUGGACAUUUGCGGAUCCAAUGACCCAAUGAAGAAUCCAGCGUUCGACUUUCAACUUGUGCUUCGAUCGAACAAAAUCUUUGUAGCUGGUGAAUGCAUUGAUGUUCCGCAAGAGAAAUCUCCGUUAAUGAUUUUGGGCAUGAAAUCUGAAUGCAAAGGGCAGGGUUGCCUGAGUUUCUCGGUUGCUACAGACAAGACAAGUCCGGAGACAACAGAAGUCGGAAUCGUAUUGCGCAACAUUUGCAAUUUAUUGAUGUACGAAACGAAACAUUCCCGUUUGAAUGUGCUUGUGCUGCAUCUCAAUGAAAAUAUCGCCGUCAAAUUGUUGAGCCAUAUGAAACUUAAGGAGACUAUCGACGGUCAAAUGGGCAUUCGAAAGCUUAAUCCUGCGGUGGCUAUAAGGAAGUUUCUCUUUCCGCUUAUCGAUUUUGGAGAUGGGGUGGCUCUCUUAACCAAAAAGAAUGGUUUGGCUGUAGACGAGCAUUUGUCAGCGAGUCAAUUGCGUUUCUUUUUACAAAAAGAGGUUUGCCAAAAACGAGAAUUUGACUUAACUCAUAGACCCAACCGCGUCGCAUACCCCACCGAUACGAAUCCCAGAAAUAAAAAUGAAUUUUUUGAGACUCUGUCGUCGGAAAGGUUCUUUGAGUUGCUUGAGAGUGCUGGUUUUACGCUUGAUACUUCUAUGGAAAAUAUUUGCCCAAAGGUUAUUCCCGAUGCUGACAUAAAUCCCACGGAAUCUAUAAAGGAAUUUCUUAACGGUUCAAAGGGCCACGUGGAAAAGUUCCUGCAAAAGGAUUUCUUACAACGGGUGCCAAAUGGUUUACAAACGGAGCAACACAAUAGAAAGCAUUUGCACGAACAACAACCAAUGGCAGUGCUUGAAACCAAUAUGCCAAAUAUUUCAAUAAAUUUGCAAGAGCCGGCGCAAAGAGCUUCACGAAAGAGGUGCCAGGAAAUGACUCUUGACGACAGUUUCGAAUCAAUUACACCACGAAAAAUGGAUCUAAAGAAUAUGUCUGAUGGUAGCGUCUCAAAUGCGUCCCUUCUAACGUAUCCAUCGAAAGGAUUAGAUCGCAUCACAAUCGUUUACCACGAUAUGAGAACGUUGCACUUUGACGAGAUGUUGAAUGACACGAUAGUCGACUUUUGGAUGUCUUACAUCAAGCUAAAUAUCUUGGAACCAGAAAGCCGAGACAGUGUGCAUCUCUUUUCGACAUUUUUCUACAAAAAGUUGACGGAGAAGAUCGAUCGAAGACAUCUAGCCAAGACUGUACGCUCUUCAGAGUUAAGAUUUCAAACUAUUGCGCAUAACUUCAAGCAAAUUUCGAAGUGGACCCGUAAAGUGCAAAUCUUUUCGAAAAACUUCAUUGUGAUACCAGUCGUCGAAGAUUUGCAUUGGUAUCUCGCGAUUGUUUAUAAUCCUAUUGGAAUGGUUAAUAUGACAGAGGGUCCAUUUGAAAACAACGUUGAUACCAGAAAAAAAGGGUCUUCGAGAUCGCAGCCAGAAUCGUUCGUGAUCAUAUUCGACUCAUUAGCUGAUGAGGAUCCAAAGAGGGAGGUGCUCGUUGAUGUUCUGCGGGAUUACUUCGAAUUAGAAUUCCAAGAUAAGAGGCCGUUUCCUGGUGCAAAAUUUGAAAGAACGCGUUUGGGUUCUAUUAGUCCGGCCAAUCUCCCACAGCAGUCCAACUUCAUCGAUUGUGGUCUCUACAUUCUAAAAUAUGCUGAGUCCUUCCUUUCCAAACCCCCAGAUUUAAAGAGCAUUCAAGACUUUGAUUGGAUGAAGGAAUACCCACUAUUCUCGCUGGACAUGAAUUUUUGUCGGGAAACUAUUCGGGCUAAAAUUAGACAAUUGGUUCCAAAGAAUGACUGGGAGAGAUUUCUUACCUGGGAAGCGGCAAACAAAUUUUCCCCAAAUCCGUCGACAGGCGAAAGCUCAGCAAGCAUACAAGCAAAACACGAGAAAGGAGUUUUGGACAGAGCCAGAAGACCACGUCGCUAUACAGAACUUGGAAUGGACCAACUGCCAAAGCUGAGUAGAAAGGAGAAUUAUUUUGGGAAUUCAAUUUCAGUGAGAAGUGCUUUUAAAAGG
Mesorhabditis belari is the source of this 2100-nucleotide messenger RNA. The record is from the annotation of a GenBank genome assembly. Lineage: Eukaryota; Metazoa; Nematoda; Chromadorea; Rhabditida; Rhabditidae.